This is a messenger RNA of Pestalotiopsis fici W106-1, 6804 nucleotides long. RefSeq names its product DNA polymerase epsilon catalytic subunit A. The record is from RefSeq and is a predicted model, not a curated record. NCBI's taxonomy places the organism in Eukaryota, Fungi, Ascomycota, Sordariomycetes, Amphisphaeriales, Sporocadaceae. Gene Ontology annotation, molecular function: single-stranded DNA 3'-5' DNA exonuclease activity; DNA binding; nucleotide binding. Gene Ontology annotation, cellular component: epsilon DNA polymerase complex; nucleus. Bases 1 to 6804 code for a protein of 2267 amino acids. Gene Ontology annotation, biological process: mitotic cell cycle; DNA replication; nucleotide-excision repair, DNA gap filling. The transcript is spliced from 3 exons.
AUGCCCAACACACAUCUAAAUCGCAAGCCUACCAAAGGCUACGCCGGUCGUGGCGGCAAAAAGGCCUUUCAUGGCAGAAAAACACAAACUUUUGCCGCCACGUCGCGCGCAGAAGGCACAUCAGCAGACGAGAAGGCUGAACGCGCCGCCCUCGCCCAAAGCAUUGACGAGUCCAUGGGCUUUGCCCGCUACGAGUCCGGCCGCAAGAAGGAGGGUUGGCUAGUCAAUGUGCAACCCACGACCGUCGCACUCUCCGAAUCCGACGGCGGACGAGCUGCGCUGGAUUGCUACUUCAUCGAAGAAGACGGGCAGACCUUCAAAGCGACUGUCGAGUACGAACCAUACUUUCUAAUCGCAGUGCGGAAAGGCCACGAAAGCGAGGUAGAGGAAUGGGUGAAACGAGUGCCUGGUGGCGGCGUGGUCAAGGGCGUCAAGAGGAUCGACAAGGAGGACUUGAGUAUGCCCAACCAUCUCUUGGGGUAUCGAAGGACAUUUCUAGAACUCCGCUUCCGAAAUGUCAACGAUUUGAUGUCUGCAAGGAAGGAUAUAAUGCCUGUGGCUGAGAAGAACCGGAAAGCCAUGGGCACUGUAGAUGUAUAUGCAGAGGUUGCCGCAGAACAAGCGGGAUUUGACCUCUUUGAUGAUUCACGAGACGACGAUAAACGACAUAAUGCUUCUUUCGCCGAUGCGAGCGACUACAUUGUCGACAUCAGGGAAUUUGAUGUUCCCUACCAUGUAAGAGUAAUGAUAGAUAUGGAUAUUAGAGCCGGAAAAUGGUAUUUCGUCGAGGCGAAACACGGCAUCACAACAAUAAAGCUGAACGAGGAACGUCUGGCACCCGCAGAUCCAGUGGUCAUGGCCUUUGAUAUCGAAACGACGAAACUUCCACUCAAGUUCCCCGACGCCGCGAUUGACCAGAUCAUGAUGAUUUCGUACAUGAUCGAUGGCCAGGGUUUUCUCAUCACGAACCGGGAGAUUGUGUCAGAGGACAUUGCCGACUUCGAGUACACACCCAAACCAGAAUACGCCGGUCCAUUUAUGAUUUUCAACGAGCCAGAUGAAAAGGCAGUCAUAGAGCGUUUCUUCUUACACAUCAAAGAGGCAAGGCCAACAGUCAUUGCGACCUACAACGGAGACUUUUUCGAUUGGCCAUUCGUGGAAGCCCGUGCCAGUGUCAAUGGUAUCGACAUGUACCGGGAAAUCGGAUGGAAAAAAGACAGUGAAGACAUCUACAAGUGCACAUAUGGCGUACAUAUGGAUUGUUUCGCUUGGGUCAACCGUGAUUCCUACCUGCCGCAAGGAAGUCGCGGUCUGAAAGCAGUCACAGUAGCCAAGCUCGGCUACGACCCAGAUGAGCUUGAUCCCGAGUUGAUGACUCCGUACGCCGCCGAGAGACCCCAGACGCUGGCCGAAUACUCCGUCUCCGAUGCUGUUGCGACCUAUUACCUGUACAUGAAGUAUAUCCACCCCUUCAUCUUCUCCUUGUGUACAAUCUUGCCUCUGGGAGGUGAUGACGUGCUGCGCAAGGGAACCGGUACCUUGUGCGAGAUGCUGCUCAUGGUGCAAGCCUAUCAGCAAGAAAUUGUACUGCCGAAUAAGCAUGUUGCUCCCAAAGAGUCAUUUUGGGAUGGUCAUCUUCUCGAUGCGGAAACCUACGUGGGUGGACACGUCGAAAGUAUUGAAGCCGGAGUCUUCCGUGCUGAUAUACCAGAGAACUUUGCCGUGGACACUGGCGCAGUAGAUGAGCUUCUCCGGGAUCUUGAUGCUGCCCUCAAGUUCAGUAUCACCGUUGAAGAGAAGAAGUCAUUGGACGACGUUGUUAACUACGAGGAAGUCAAGGAGCAGAUUGCCGCUCGUCUCAAUCAAUUAAAGGAAACACCCAACCGGAGUGAGAGGCCUCUCAUAUACCAUUUGGACGUUGCUUCCAUGUAUCCGAACAUCAUGACGACGAACCGGUUACAGCCAGAUUCCAUGAUCCAGGAGUCUGACUGUGCCGCCUGCGAUUUUAACCGUCCAGGAAAGACCUGCGACAGAAGGAUGCCGUGGGCUUGGAGGGGCGAGUAUCUUCCUGCCAAGCGAGACGAAUACAACAUGAUUCGGCAUGCUCUGGAAAACGAAAAGUUUCCUGGCAAAUACCCCAAGUCGCCAAUGAGGACGUUUCAAGAGCUAUCAGAAGAUGAAAGAGCCGCUCUUGUGCGGAAACGUUUGCAGAAUUUCAGUCAAAAGGUUUACCACAAGAUUCGUGACCAAACUACAAUCGUCCGCGAAGCCAUCAUCUGUCAGAGAGAAAAUCCAUUCUACAUCAACACAGUCCGAGAUUUCAGAGAUCGUCGCUACGACUACAAGGGCAAAGCAAAGGUGUGGAAGGGUAAAACUGACAGCUUGAAGUCUGCUGGCGCGCCCUCAUCAGAAGUUGACAAUGCAAAGAAGAUGAUUGUCUUGUUUGACUCUUUGCAGCUUGCACACAAGGUCAUUCUCAAUUCCUUCUACGGAUAUGUCAUGCGCAAGGGAUCUCGGUGGUAUUCCAUGGAAAUGGCUGGCGUGACCUGUCUGACGGGUGCCACCAUUAUUCAGCUGGCUAGACAACUUGUCGAGCGUCUCGGUCGGCCACUGGAACUGGACACUGACGGUAUUUGGUGCAUGUUGCCGGCCACAUUUCCAGAGAACUUUGCCUUCAAGCUCAAGAACGGCAAGAAGCUGGUCAUUUCCUACCCUUGUGUGAUGUUGAAUCAUCUUGUUCACGACAAAUUCACGAAUCACCAGUACCAAACUUUGGUAGAUCAAAAGACGUUCAAGUACGAAACACACAGUGACAACUCCAUCUUCUUCGAGGUCGAUGGCCCCUACAAGGCUAUGGUUUUGCCAACAUCCAAAGAGGAAGACAAGAACUUGAAGAAGCGUUAUGCUGUCUUCAACGACGAUGGAAGUCUGGCUGAACUCAAGGGCUUCGAGGUCAAGCGACGUGGUGAGCUGAAGCUCAUCAAGAUCUUCCAACAGCAAAUUUUCAAAUUCUUCCUCGAGGGUACCACACUGGCCGAAUGUUACGCUGCAGUUGCCAAGGUUGCCAAUCGGUGGUUGGAUGUACUACACAGCAAAGGUUCCACCCUGGCCGAUGAGGAACUAGUUGAUCUCAUUUGUGAGAAUCGAAGCAUGUCAAAGACCCUCGAAGAGUACGGCAACCAGAAGUCGACAUCUAUCACGACCGCCAAGCGUCUUGCCGAGUUCUUGGGUGAGCAGAUGGUGAAAGACAAAGGUCUCAAUUGCAAGUACAUCAUUUGUGCCAAACCAAGAAAUGCACCCGUUACAGAGCGAGCUGUGCCGGUAGCCAUCUUCUCUUCCGACACCGAUAUCAAGAGGCGGUAUUUGACAAAAUGGCUGAAGGAAGAGCCUACAGACAUGGACCCCAGAGCUCUCCUUGACUGGGAUUACUAUCUUGAACGUCUUGGGUCUGUCAUCCAGAAGCUGAUCACAAUUCCCGCCGCGCUACAGAAAGUCCGCAAUCCUGUACCUCGUGUACCGCACCCGGACUGGCUACAACGGCGAAUCAACAUCAAAGACGACAAGAUGAAGCAGAAAAAGAUGACCGACAUGUUUGCUAGCAAGGGGCCUUUGGAAGAUAUUACGAAUAUUUCUGGGUCCCGGCUGGACGAUGUUGAGGAUUUCGGAACCAAGCUUCUCAAGCCCAAAAGUACCACAGCGGUCAUCAACUCGUCUCAAGUCGCACCAGCCGCGCAGAAGAGGAAGUCUCCUGAGCCUGAGAAGGAUAAUACCGAUCCAUUUGCAGCUCUACCCAAAGUGAUGCCUAGCCCGUCCGAAGAUUACCCAGCCUUUCUCGAGUACCAGAAGCAAAAGUGGAAAAUCCAGAAAGCUGCUCGCAUCAGACGCCGCCAUCUGUUCGGUGAGCGCCGCGGCAAUGUGGGAAGCAACAUUCAACAGACAUUCCGCAAUCAGGCUGAAGUAACAUUCAGAAGCACAUGGCAGCUCCUGCAAUUGAAGAACACUGACAAUCCCGGUGUCGUCAUGGCUUACGUCCUCAUUGACGCCAAGAUUCAUAUGCUCAAGAUCAAGGUACCACGCACUGUCUUUCUCAACCUCAAAGGCAAGGAUCUCCCCGAGAUUGAAGUCGCUGGAUGCGAAGCAGAGCAAGUCAAUCAUACGCUGCCCAACGGCCAUUCUUCAACGCACUUGUUCAAGCUUACCGUGCCCGAAGAGAUUUAUUUUGCCGAAGCAGACAAGUUCUCAUUACUGUUCAAUCACCCCAGUGUUGAAGGCGUGUACGAGAAACAAGUCCCAUUGAGCAUUCGUGCCGUCUUACAACUUGGAAAUUUGGCGACGAUCGACGAAAGUCAAGCUGGUGUUUUGGGCAAGGGUUUGGAGCAAGGAUUUGACCUGGGUAGCUUGAAGAGACCACUCAAGCCCAAGGCAUAUCUCGACACCAAUCCGCUAGCCUACUUGUACAUCUCGCACAUCACCUCGGGUGAAAGACAGAUCUUUGGACUCUUUUCAUCCACUGGCGAUCAGGCUCAUAUCGUCAUCUUGCAGAAGAACAAGGAUGCCGGCACUGAUCUUCCGAAUGUUGGAAGAAUAUACAAUGAGUUGCUCACCAAACGUAUGACGGACGGUCAAGGCACGAACUGGCAAGACUGCUUCAGCUACCAAAGCACGCUGAGCUUCAAGGUUACUCAAGUCACGACUCGCAGGAAAGCGCACCUUGAGAUUGGAGAUUUGAUCAAGAAGAUGAGGAAAGACGAGCUCCGACCACAGAUGCUGGUUCUUCAGUCCUCGCAGCGGAGUCAACUAGUGCAUGAUGUCCCCGUGCUGGCAGAUUUUCCUAUUCUGCCACUCAAGUAUGACCAGGCGGACAGUGCACUGCCGCCGCUGGGAUGGCAGUCAGUUAUUGCGAAGCGAUUAGUGACUCAUUAUCUUAAUCUUGGCUCCUGGAUCCUCCACCUCACAGCUCUCGCCCGCUACGGCGACAUUCCCCUCUGCAACUUGGAGCGCGAUGACCCUCGCUUCCUCAUCGAUGUUGCUUAUGCGCGUCGCCUCCAGACCAACAAUGUUGUCUUGUGGUGGUCUCCCGCACCACGGCCCGAUCAUGCCGGUUAUGAACAGGAUGAUGUGACGGGGCCACUCGACACUGUUGCCAUGCCAUCCGUCAACAACCCGGGAACUUAUGCCUCGGUAUGCAUCGACUUGGAUGUUCGCAAUUUGGCCAUCAACACCAUCCUGACGUCUUCACUGAUCAAUGAGCUCGAGGGUGCCGAUUCCAUAUCAUUCAAUCCUGCAGCAGACUCCAGUGGUGGUGACGGUUCAGAGACACUGUACUCUGAGAACGCCUUUGCAAACGCUGGCGUCCUCGUGUUGCGUGAGAUGGUCAAGUCAUGGUGGGCAGAAGCCUGCAAAGGAAGUCCAAUGGCCGAUAUCCUGGUGCAACAUCUGGUUCGAUGGGUAGAAUCGCCCGACAGUUUCAUGUACGAUCGAGCCUUGCAUUACUACGUACAGAUGAUGUCACGCAAGGCACUCCUUCAACUCAUGGCCGACUUCCGGCGUGUUGGUUCACAAGUCGUAUUUGCCAACUCCAACCGCCUUUUGCUGCAGACUACCAAAAGCGAGGUCGGUAACGCUUAUGCCUACAGCCAGUACAUCCUCAAGAGCAUCAAGGGGAAACCCCUUUUCCACUUCAUCGAUCUUACGGUCAAGGAAUACUGGGAUUACCUCGUUUGGUACGAUGAGUUCAACUAUGGCGGAAAGGCGUGCCAGGAGGUUGUUGAGGCUGAAACUCAAGCCCUCGAGGUUGUCAUGAAUUGGCAACUCAAGAUGUUCUUGCCUAUUCGUCUUCAAGACACUUUCCAAAAAUGGGUCGUCGAGUUCAUUGAGACCAUGCAUGCACUGAAGCGAGGGCCUUCCAAUCCCGACUCCACACCUCGUUCAACACAGCUGCCAUUCAAGAGUCUUACUCAAGUAGAUGUUGAUGACGAAGGCCGAGCACCCAUCAUUCUUACCGGCGCUUUUGAAAAGCCACUGAAGAAGGAGAUCAAGAGCCUUUUGGCGACCCAAGGACGCGAGCUGUUACAUGCAGAGCUCGCAUCCGACUGGUCUUUCCCCUCUCUCCCUGGCAGUCAGGAUCUCAUUACGACUUCUACAAGUGCAAAGAACAAGAAAACAACUGCCCUCCCUACAAAGAAUGCAGUCUUGGAACUAGUCAAGUCUCUAAUGCAAGUCCUCUCACUCGACAAGAAUAUCACGAACGAAGCACGACUUCUGCGCAAGGAGCUUCUGACACUGUUUGAUGUUCGCGAGUUCUCCAAAGAAGCCGCCUUCAACAAUCCCAGUGCCAGCCUCAAAGUUCCCCAGUGGAGCUGCCCUGAAUGCACCCUUGCUCGAGACUGGGACCUGUGUCGCGAUGAGGUUCUGCUUCCAGAUAUGGAAGCAAUCAUGAGCGCUUUGCCAGCAGAUGCCACUACUGAGCAAAUUCAAGCGGAAUUGAAGAGAGCAGCCACGAGCAAGCCAUGGACUUGCGAAUACUGUGAUGCCGAGUUUGACAGACUGCGUAUCGAAGAGAGACUGAUGGGUGAUGUCGAGAGAUUUGUGAUUGAGUGGUCCACUCAGGACAUCAAGUGUGCCAGAUGUGGUGGUGUAAAGUUGAAUGAGUUUGCCGAGCAUUGUACAUGCUCGGGACCUUGGACAGAGAGUGUCAAGCGUGAUGAACUGGUCAAGAAGCUGGGAGUGUACAAAGGCGUUGCCGAGUGGUAUGGAUUGAGGAUGCUGGGAGAGGCUGUUGGGGAGAUUUGGGGUUGCCUGUAA